Molecule: messenger RNA, 5841 nt
Organism: Schistosoma mattheei
Lineage: Eukaryota; Metazoa; Platyhelminthes; Trematoda; Strigeidida; Schistosomatidae
Source: the annotation of a GenBank genome assembly
GCGUAACUUGAAAGGCUUCGUAACAGUUAAUUGCAUGAAUAACUUCUAGGUAGCGCAUGACUUUUAAUUGUGCUUUAAUGAAAGAUGAAAUUAUAUACCGUCAUUCUCUAUACGUCGGAUCGUUCCCUGUUGACGAGCAGGACAAUGUAUGCAGAGCUCAAAAAGUCCAAAAGGAACUUGAAUCAUUAAGAUGCUUUACACGUAGCAAGUCUGUGAUCGUGUGUGUUUCCAUUAGUGGCAUAAAAAUAUGUUCAGACGAUCUGAAAAUUGUUUAUAUGGCCCAUGCUCUUCGCAGAAUAUCGUACGCUACUUGUGAUGCCGUCCACAAACAAGUCGCAUUUUUGGCGAGAGAACCAUCAGGGUUUGGUAAUCUACAAUAUUGCCAUGUGUUUGUGACGGAAUCGCCGUGUGAUGCGGAAGAAUUAAAUCGGCUGAUUGGAAACGCCUUCAAAUUUGCCUAUGUUCGACAGCGCCUUAUUAAGCUUCAUCAAGCUGGAAAACAUGAUUUUUCCACUCCAGUAAAUAUACCUCAACUUAGCGAUUGUCAUCCUGUUUGGCUUCCUCAAACUGAACGAAAUCCCAACAGUCUUUCUUUGUUAAGCACUCUUAAACUCCCCCCACCUCCAGAGUUCCCUCCCCCCGUUUCAAUCGAAAAUGGAACUACAGCCGAACGGCAAACUAAUCUGUCGUCUCCUGGCACCCAUUACACCAAUACAGAUGUUAUUUCAACAUGUGAUGAUCCUGUCGCUAGUACUAGCACUAUUAUGUCUACUUUCUGCCAUGAUUCACUCGAAUCAUCUACUGUAAAUAUGUACAAAAAAGGCAUUAUUAAGCAUGAAUCUUUACCUGUGACAGUAGAAAAUCCAACAACUUCAUCCUCUUCGUCAGAUAACGAUCCUAACCAACUUUCUGUUCAUUCAGAUUCUGUACUAGUCAGAGAUAAAGGACUAAACAAUAACAGUCAGUCUAAUAAAGAUGCUAGUGAACUGGAGAAAAAACUUCACCGCAUUUCGACUCCACAAGCCAUAGAUUUGGCGUUCUUACGUCGUCAUUUUCUUCGACGAAGUGAGGGCAAAGGAUCUGAAAACCCCAAAAAUGUCUGUGGUGGUAGUGCCAGGCAACCCCGCUUACGCCAAGGUUCAACUCUCUCAAAUCUCCUGUCGUCUGCACGGCAUAGCUCAUUUUUUCCAAGCUCUUCUAGUUGUGUUAUUGACAGUACAAAUAUCCUCCCCAAAACUUCACAGUCACAAGAAACUCCGGAUGUGUCUGAUAUAUUGAACACUCCUAACCCCACUCGCAGACCACCUAUAUUUGUGGAUCUCCGUACUUUUGCCGGAGGAAGUCCAGUUGUUGCACUAAAAGAACGUUUGGAUGCUCAAGCUAUUGCAGAUGCUAAGGCAUCUGCUUUUGCCGAGGCUGCGGCUGUCCUUGCAGCUGCAAAACAGGUGUCAUCCAGGUCCUUAGCUCCUUUGCAGCCAGUCACGAACAAUACCUCAAAAAAUGUAGAACAGCUGACUAAACCAACAAUGUGUCCUAUUACCAGUCGUACUCCGAACUCGUCAUCCAGUGGAAAUUCAUCAUCGGUAGAAACUUCCGAUUUAUCUCCACCUAUACCACCAGUCAGAAUGCAUUCACUCAGGAGGAGUCAUGAACAGUAUAACUCAAAGAAUUUUUCACCUCAUUUAUCAACUUCCAGUCCUGUACCUGAAGACUUAUUUAAUGAAUUAGAUAAAGACGAAGAUCGUGAAAUUGUAGAGUCAAUCGAAGCUGUUAUGAAAGCAGCAUCAUAUGAUUCAAAUAGUCCAAAAGAAACAAAACCAAAGCAUCAAAAUACAGAAUGCAAUCCUUCCAACAUUACUUCAUAUCGUAACACUACUUUAUUGGUUGAUGUCCCUGAUGUACCUUGUCAUUCAAAGGAUUUCAAGCAGCAAUAUAUAGAUGGUUCAAGGAUUUCCCAACUUAGUGUUUACAAGCAAACUCAAAAUAGUACUAGAUCAUCAGAAUUUCAUGGAAAUAUACACGUCUCUUCUGGAAACUCUCAUCUUCUUGGUAAUAUGGGCUCUCAACCUCAACCACAGUAUCCUUUUGAACAACUUAUUGAACUCAAUCGAAGUGAUACCCAACAAGAAAAACCUCAUUCAUAUACACCUGAUAUGAAUUUUGUUAGUUCUUCUUUACAUGAUCCACUCCAAGUUUUGGCCGAUACAACAUUUCAAGAUACACAUAGAAAGCAACUAUUUCCUUCAACCGUAUCUAGCAAUGUUCGUGUUAUGCCUACACCAGGAUCGAUAAUGUCGACGUCAUCACUUUCAACAGAGACUCCAACACCAACUGCCACUCCUACACCAACUCCUGAACAAACCUCUCAGUUUCAGGGAUGUAAUAAAAAUGCUGGUGAUAGUGAUAAUUCUUUAAAUCAAGCGCCUUGGUUUCAAGCUAUGCUACCCAGAGAAAUAGCAUUUGAAUUACUCGCUAAAGAAGAGGUUGGCAGCUUUUUAGUUCGCAACAGCGCUACUCAUCCUGGUUGUUGUGCUUUAUCUGUUCGAGUACCAAAUAAGGAUAAUCCUAUAGGAAUAACCCAUUACUUGAUACAAAAAACGAAUCGAGGCGUUCGGUUAAAGGUCAGAUAUUUUUUCCUAGUGUAUAUCUUAAUUGUUCAUAUUUUUCAGUAGCGUUGAUACUUUUUAAAACAUUGUUUUUCUAUGAUGUCCCAGUUUACUAGCUGUUAUUCUAUUCAUAUUUGCGUUUCAUCCAUCAAUAAAACCCACUUCUAUUACAAGUAAUGAAUUAUUAAUAGUCGGUUUUCUUAUUAAUGUGAUUCAAUGGACAUACAUACCAAUAAGUAUUGGUUGAGUAUAUUUGGAAGAUUCAUUGUCUUUCGAAUGUUUUUCGCACUUUCAGGUAGCAAUACAAUGUUCCAUAUUUUGUCAGUGAUCCUUUCAAAUGUUAUUAUAAGAGUGGCUAUAUUUUGAAAUAAUAGACGAAAAACCGUGCAACGUUUCUUCAGUCUAAUUAUUUAGGGAAAUCUUGAAAUGGUAUCCACAUUGCACAUACCUUCUGGGUGUACUUCUUUAAGAUUUACAGAUCAAUAGCAUCUCUUAAUGUAUAUGUUAAUGAGUUAAGAUUGUUUGAAAUUAGAAAUCAGUGUUAACCUAAGAAAAUAUAGUCAUUUAACCAAGGGGCUAAUUAUAGAUUAAUAUGUGCUCAGUAGCAUGCAUUUGUGGUGAAUUUUGAACUAUUUUAAAGUAUUUAAUUAGCCUCUUUCAUAUUUGAAUCUAUCUUAUCGAAAUAGUUUACACUCAAGUAAUGUGACAAACUUUUAACCUCAUUGCAAUUUAUACAUGUGAGUCUAAUCAGUAAUGUUUGAGUUUCUUGUAUUGUAUUUAGUUAUCAAGUUUUACAUUUUUGACGUCAACCACUGGUGGUGAGAGCAAAUACUAUUUACACUAAUCAAUUUAAUUUAAAUGCGAUUCCGAUUAAUUAAUGAAGCAUAGAAUGAUAAAAAUAAACAAGAUGGGUUGUUUCAGUGAAAAUAUCUGUUUUCAGUAAAUUCGCUCAGUGAAUUCCUUUCGUUUAUUUAGGAAAAAAAAUAUACUAUGACGUAAUAGUUACUUGUUAGUAAUAUAGUUAGAUAACAUUACAUAAAUAUCGUACAGAGUUUCGCCUUUUAUUUGAUAGUCUAACUAUUCCUUAGAGUAACGUCUGGAUUAUAUUUAAUCAUUUUCGUUAAUUUAAUUUUGAAAGUGCUCUUUAAAUUAUAUUUACAUUAAUAAGUGAAUGGUGUAACUAAUUUUGCCCGGGGAAGUUUUAUUAAUAUAUUGCUUAGAUUUAUUUUAAUCACUUUUCUCAGAACUGAAAUAUCAGUGAUAGUAUUAUAUAUGCAUAUAUGUGUCAGGUUCUACGUUGCAUAUGACUGACUGACUAAGAAUUUCUUCAUGAAUUCAAGAAUCCCUGAUAUCUGAAAAGUUUGGUGUUGCUGAUUUACACAAUGAAUUUAUUAUAUCCAUUUGUUAUACAUGUAUUUUUCACUUUAUAACUCAAUUACAUAAAGAAAUCAAAUUUUCAAUACUUAGAUUCAUUCAUGAUAAUAAAAGUUUUAUGCAUGUACCCGUAACUUGAUAAAAGUUUUUUUUAUUGAGACAAUGCUAAUCUGAUCAUUUUGUAUGGGGUUUUCUUACAUUGAUAUCUAGUUUAAGCAUUUAGUUUAAAAUAUGCUUGUCUCUAUUUUGUAGCGUUAGAUUUAUUCAUAUAUUCAUAAGCUUACAUUAAUAAAUGUAUAAAGCUUACUUUUAUAUAAAAUUUAUCUUUAAAAGGGUUUGGACAAGGAGUGGCCAUCCCUACAAGCUCUCGUUACUCAUUUGACUGUCAUUCCAGAGAUGCUACCAUGUCCUCUCAAGCUUCCACAAUAUACUGCUAAUCCCAUCUUUACACAGUUUGAUCUGCAAUUGACAAAUGGCCCAUCAAACGAAAUUCCCAAGCAACUCGUAGCUAUAACAUCAAAUCAUCACAAACAGAAGUGGGCGAAAAUAAUCGUGUCACCAACGCAGACUUAUCCAGUCACCAUCCCCAGCGUACAUUCAUUCAGUCGCAGAUCUUCCUUGUAGACCAGUCCUACCAUCAUGUGCUACUAUUUCUCAUUUCAGCCCUGCUAAUCCUUUUGACCAAAACUUAUCAUCCCACAACAUGAUAGCAAAAGAUCCACCUGUACUUGGCAGUUAUCAAGUAUCAAAUUUAUCACAAUGCAAAUCACAAAUGCCUAAUUGGUUAAUGAAUCAAUUAAAUAAUGAUAGUAAUCAUUCGUCAACUAAAAAUUCAGCAGACAGUUCAAAUCAAAUAUCAUUGAAAACAGAUUGUAUUCAUUGGAAGCAGAACUCCGUAGAUUUAGCAUGUAUUUCUCAGUCUGAGUACAUAGAUGAACAACGGUUUAUGAAUGAAACUAAUAACAGAAAUAAUCGAAAAUUAAGUUAUACAACAAAUGAUUUAUCAAAAAAUAAUGCUUGUUUAUUGCUAGAUUACGCAGAAGAAGAUGAAGAUUAUCAGCGUUUGUCCGAUUUUUCUUCCAUAUUGGCUGAUUUAAAUCUUGUGCAUGAAAGACCUUUGACUAGUUGUUAGUGGGACUUUUCCAAUCAUACUACUUACAUUAUACUAUUUGUUAAUAUUUAUUCUAUAUUAAAUUCAUUUCAGCCACAUCAUUCAUAUUCUAUCAUAGCUACUUUCAUAGUUCAUAAUUUGUAUAUUGAAGAAGUAAAAUGGUCUAUUUACGAUAUAACUUUAUUUAUUUAUUUAUUUCUCUUUGAAUCACUGAAUUAAAAUGUUUGGUAGUAGUUUUUUAUUAUGUACAAUGGUUCAAACUACCAUCACCAUAAUUCUCAAUAAGCUCACAUGAAAUUGUAUCUGUUUUUACAUGAAUACAAUAUUAAUGUGUUUAUCUCAUAUCUUUCAUUUGUCUUAUUUGCCAUUCCUAAUGGUUGUUGUUAUUACAUGAAUGUCAGGUUAGGUUACUUGAAUUAUUUUGCUACCUCUGUUGGAUAAUAUUCUGUAAUUGGUUUCUUAUUGUUGUUUUCUCUGUGUAAUAUAUAAACUGGGAGACUUAUUUGCCAUUCGUCUUAGUUAGAUCUUUGCCUGCAUAUAAUAUAUACAACCACGAGCAUAAACUUCUAUAAAUAUAUCGUGUUCUAGUUCUUAUCAUUAUUACAAUGCAUAAAAGAGAUUUUCUAAUUUGGCCUUCCUUAUUUGUAUGCAAGUCUUUUGUUUUCGUUUCGUUUUUUUGCUUACUUCUCUGUUGUCACUUCAGAUCAUACAAAAAACUCAUUAUGAGACAAUGACAGAAUGAGAUUCCUC